Molecule: messenger RNA, 2900 nt
Organism: Helianthus annuus (common sunflower)
Lineage: Eukaryota; Viridiplantae; Streptophyta; Magnoliopsida; Asterales; Asteraceae
Product: sphingoid long-chain bases kinase 1
Exons: 10
Coding region: 373-2580 (735 amino acids)
Biological process (GO): sphingosine biosynthetic process
Cellular component (GO): intracellular membrane-bounded organelle; membrane; cytoplasm
Molecular function (GO): kinase activity
Source: RefSeq, a predicted model, not a curated record
UGAAAAGCAAGCAUUACUUUACGACAGUGAUAACAAAAAGACAUAACGGAAAUAAAAUAAAAGAUAAAAAUAACAAUAUUGGGUGGAAUUGUUUCUGUAUCAUCAUGAUAUAAUAUUAUUAUCAUCAUCAUCAUACAGCAGUCGAUCCUUUUCUUCGCCAUCAUUUCCCCGCCCCUUUUCUCCGACUCCGACUCCACCGCUCCGCCGCCGCACCGCCGCCGUCCUCCUUCACAAUCACUAUCUCCCAUUCCUUUUCGAUUCGCCGCCAAUCACUUUCUCCGCACCGAUUAACUGGCGAUCGCAUCGUUUGCUAAGUCAAAAUUUCGAUUGCCACUGUCAAUUGUGUCCAUUUCUUUUCGCACCGUAACCGGCAUGCAGAACAGUGGCAGUCUUCCGAAGAGCAAUUCUUUAAGAACCCCUCAACAAUCACUUCGCCGUCUCAAUUGUUGUUCGCAAAUAUCAACGGGUCAACAAACAUCUCCAGUUGUGUUUCCUGAAAAACGUACAAAAACUAAGGCUUCUAGGCGAAAUGAUGUCAGCGCCAGCAGUGAUGACAUCAAGAAAACGAAGAGGGAGGAACACAGAAUCGAUAUUGGAGAUGAAAAAUCUGAUCUGUUGGGAUAUGAAGUUAUUUCCGGAAAACUAGUUUUGGAUAAGAGGAAAAACAUCAAAGCUGCUGAUGCACAAAGUUCAACGGAAAAUGCACAUCUAGAUACUGUUGAUGCUAAAUUAACAAGCAGAGCAUUUGUUUGGGGUUCUCAUGUUUUAAGUCUUGAUGAUGUCGUUUCUGUGUCCUACAACUAUGGUUUGAGACAUUUUAUUGUACAUUCAUACCCUCUAAAAAAGCGUUCAUACAUCUUGAAAUCUGGUAGAAGCAGGAAGGAUUUUUGCUUUUUGGCUUCGACUCCGGACGAAGCUUGUCAAUGGGUUACUGGGUUUGCAGAUCAGCAUUGUUUUGUGAAUUUUUCACAUAACCCUUUGGUUAAUGAUUUUUCUUAUUCACAUAUUAAAAGUAAAAGUCCACCCAGGAUGCUUGUCAUCUUAAAUCCGCGGUCCGGACGUGGUCGCUCUAGCAAAGUUUUCCAUAAUAUGGUUGAACCGAUCUUUAAGCUUGCAGGGUUUAAGCUGGAGGUAGUCAAAACAACAUCUGCUGGCCAUGCUAGAGAUCUAGCGUUCAGUGUUGAUUUUAGCACGUGUCCUGAUGGGAUUAUAUGUGUUGGAGGGGAUGGAAUUGUCAAUGAGGUUCUAAAUGGUCUUCUUUGCAGAGACAAUCAGAAAGAGGCAAUAUCAAUCCCAAUCGGUAUCAUACCCGCCGGCUCCGACAAUUCUUUAGUCUGGACCGUUCUUGGGGUUAGGGAUCCAGUUUCUGCUGCACUAGCAAUAGUUAAGGGUGGUCUGACUGCUACAGAUGUAUUUGCGGUUGAAUGGAUUCAGACCGGCGUUAUUCAUUUUGGAAUGACUGUGUCAUACUUCGGUUUCGUUAGUGAUGUGUUGGAACUUUCUGAAAGAUACCAGAAACGCUUUGGUCCUCUACGUUAUUUUGUUGCCGGUGUUCUCAAAUUCUUAUGCUUACCAAAAUACAGCUAUGAACUGGAAUAUCUACCAGCUUCUAAAGGGAGAAACUAUCUAGAACGACGAGCCUUAGCAGACAAAGAUGUAGUUGACAUGUCAGAUUUAUACACAGACGUCAUGAAGAGAUCAAAUACAGAUGGCAUCCCGAGAGCCUCCAGUUUAUCAAGUAUCGACUCCAUAAUGACACCUGGUCGGUCUGGACUUGAUAUGGAUACAACGUGUAGUAGCACCGAGCCGUCGGAUUAUGUACGGGCCAUUGACUCGAAGUCAAAACGUCUUUCGAGUGGAAGAAACAAUGUGACAUCUGAACCAGAAGUUAUUCAUCCUCAAGUGCCGCUUUCGUCAACUCCGAAUUGGCCGAGAACACGCUCAAAGUCAAGGGCUGAUAAAGGGUGGAGUGGGCUGACAUCAUCACAGGAUCCUACUAGAGCUUCAUGGGGAAACUUAGGAGCGAACGAUAAAGAAGAUAUAUCAUCAACAAUGUCCGAUCCAGGCCCAAUAUGGGAUGCGGAACCAAAGUGGGACACAGAGCCCAAUUGGGAAAUGGAAAACCCGAUUGAAUUACCGGGCCCACCAGAUGAUGUUGAAAGUGGAGAAAGGAGGGAAAGCGGGGUUAACAUGAAAGAAAACUGGGUAGUUAAGAAAGGAAAGUUUCUUGGUAUUCUCGUUUGUAACCAUUCGUGUAAAACCGUUCAAAGUUUGAGUUCUCAGGUGGUGGCACCUAAAGCAGAGCAUGAUGAUAAUACUAUGGAUUUAUUGUUGGUUCAUGGUACUGGAAGACUGAGGCUGUUGAGAUUUUUCUUGCUUUUACAGAUGGGCCGUCACCUUUCUCUUCCUUAUGUUGAAUAUGUGAAGGUCAAAUCGGUGAAGCUGAAACCAGGGAAAAGCACACACAACGGGUGUGGAAUCGAUGGUGAACUUUUUCGAGUCUCAGGUCAAGUUGUCUCAUCUUUACUUCCAGACCAAUGCAGGCUCAUUGGCCGCCCUCCAAGCAGCAAUGUGAAAUGACUAUUUUACCCCUCCAAAUGUGGAUCUGGACGAUUACCCUAAUCAUACCCCGUUCCACUGUUACAUAUCAGAGAUCUUUGUAUAAUUUGAUCUUUUGUCCUGUCUUCGGCUUGAUUUCUUGUUUCCCCUUACCGUUCGUAGUUUCUGAUCUUAUAUAUAUAAAUAUACAUAUACAUAUAUACAUAUCUUACUUUGUAUCUGCUGGUGCUUAGAUUGCAAUCUUUUUUUUUUCUGGAUGGAAACAACAUUUUGGAGUUGAUUUGAAUUGGCUGAUGUGUAUUGUAAAGCAUUAUGUAGAGUUGAACUUCUUCUUGUUUCCA